AUGAAGCUGUGUGACAAGGUCUCUGUGGAUCUGACACCCAUUCUUCUUCUCAAGACCAAUAAGGAAUGUAUUCUUAUGACAAGAGCCGUUGACCUGAUUCUUAUUAAUUUGUCCUUUUCUAAUAUCUUGGUGAUUCUCAUCAGGGGAAUCCCAUGGACAACCCAGUUGUUGCAGCUGAAAAUUUUCCUUGAUGACAUUGGGUGUAAAAUCAUAAUUUAUCUACAGAGAGUAUCCCGGGGCAUUUCCCUUUGUAACACCUGCCUCUUGAGUGUAUUCCAGGCCAUCACCAUCAGUUCCAGCUAUACCAGACAGACACAAUUCAAAUCCAGAACCCCAAAGUACUUUAUUUUAUUCUGUGUCUUAAUUUGGGUCUUUCAUUUGCAAUUAGAGGUGAUUGUGUUUUUGCAUGUGACUGCUUUUCAGAACAACACUGAUGUCAUACAGAGUAGGAACCUGGAGUUUUGCUCUUUAAACAGGUAUGCCAUGGCUAUCUCAAAAUUUGUAAUCUGGAAAUCACUUUAUGAUGGAGUGUUUGUGAGUUUCAUGGUCAUUACCAAUGGCUACAUGGUGCUUGCUCUCUACAGACAUCACCAGCAAGUCCAGCAUAUUCUUGGCACUAGACUCAAACCCAGAACCUCUCCAGAGACCAGAGCUACCAAAGUCAUCUUGUCAUUGGUGAGCAUCUUUGUGUGCUUUUAUUCAAUCAGUGUCAUCUUUGUUAUUUAUAGGGACAAUUUUCAAGGUAAAAAACAGUGGGUGGCACAUGUCUCUGUACUUUUGACUCUGUGUUACCCAAUGUUCAGCCCCUUUGUUCUAAUCAGCAGUGACCCUCAAGUCUCCAGUUCUCUGGUUUUCCAAGGGAUGAAAAAGCCCUGCCUCUACCCACCAACUUCUCAGAUCAAACACUUGUAA
Vombatus ursinus (common wombat) is the source of this 912-nucleotide messenger RNA. RefSeq names its product vomeronasal type-1 receptor 3-like. Bases 1 to 912 code for a protein of 303 amino acids. Gene Ontology annotation, biological process: G protein-coupled receptor signaling pathway. Gene Ontology annotation, molecular function: pheromone receptor activity. NCBI's taxonomy places the organism in Eukaryota, Metazoa, Chordata, Mammalia, Diprotodontia, Vombatidae. The transcript is spliced from 3 exons. The record is from RefSeq and is a predicted model, not a curated record. Gene Ontology annotation, cellular component: membrane.